UUUCUCCUUUUACCCCCCAGACCGUCUGAACUGCCUCCAGCACACGGACUGCCCCCCAUUCAGCUCCUGUGUGGAUGACGGGGGGCACCUGGUCUGUGUCUGUGACGUCGGGUGUUAUUUCCACGCGGGCCUGGGCUGUGUAGUAGCCAAGACGUUCCCUGCGCGAGUGUCGCUGCCAGUGCUUAGCCAGGACCACGAUCCGUCCAGCAAAUGGCUCCCUGCUGAGCGCAUGCGCGACCUGUUCCAGGUGGCCCUGAGGGGUGCAGACGGAUACCUGUCCACAGCUGUGACCGCUGUAGAUCCGGCCGGAGGACACGCCGUGCUCCUGCACUACUUUUCCACGCUGAGCCCCGUCACCGCGCAGGAUCUGGAGAAUGAACUGAUUCACUCAUCUCUGCUCUGCUCUAAUUCCAGCUGUGUGUUCAGCACAGACUCCUAUCACAGUAUGAGCCUGUGCGAUUUGGAGAUGUGUGACCCGUCCUCCACCGUCUGUCUCUGGCGAGACGGCCUGGUUUCCUGUGACUGUCGGGAGGGUUAUUACCAGUUCCACGCUGGGGACCGGUCCUGUACCGCCUGUCCGAGUGGCUUCCGCUGGAAAGAUGACAGAUGCCUGAGGUGCCCCUUUGGGUUCAGUGGAUUCAGCUGCGAAGAACCUUUCUUACUGACGGUCGUCAUCGAAUCCUGCGUCAGUUGUGUCCUCCUCGUCCUGUUCUUCACCCUGCUUCACUCCUAUAUCCGGAGGAAGAAGCCCACGAAGCCUUCUCUGAUGGACAGCGUGAUUCGGGGGGCCCCCAGCGACGAGCACAUCAUCAGGUUACCGAGAGCCCAGUUCUCCUGGAGGAAUAACUGGGAAUGGGAGGAGCCACCAGUGAGCCAGAUGGCAUCUACUCGCCCAGACAAGGACCCCGUUUUGGAGUUUCCGGAGAUCCGGCUGAAAACCUUUGGUGAUUCGCCGAGGGCUGUUGUUUCGAGUCCCCAGCGGGGCAGCCACAACCUGGCCUUCAUCAGUGAUAACUAA
This is a messenger RNA of Spea bombifrons (plains spadefoot toad), 1018 nucleotides long. Its product is annotated as protein HEG homolog 1-like. The record is from RefSeq and is a predicted model, not a curated record. NCBI's taxonomy places the organism in Eukaryota, Metazoa, Chordata, Amphibia, Anura, Pelobatidae. The transcript is spliced from 10 exons. Bases 230 to 1018 code for a protein of 262 amino acids.